AUUGCUUUCAACUAUAAAUGAGUUUCUACAAAUAUUAAUAAAGUCGUUAAUAAAGUCGUAGUACCUAUUGUUAUCAUUACAAAUCAGUUCAUUUUUUAUAGAUCAUCGUUCUUUCUCUUUCACUGUCUCUCUCUCCCUGUCCCUCUCUCUGUACCUCUCUCUUUCUCGGCCUCUCUCUCUCGCUCUCGCUCUUUCGGUUUUCCCAUGCCCAUGCUCGCCAGUCUGAUAAACGUCCGACAGCAAAACUAAACGUUUAGCCGCGCGUCCGAGAGCGGCUCUUUCCUCAGAGAUUGUGUGUGUGUGUGUUUUUUUUUUUUGUUGUAGUCUUUCUUGCUUUGCCCAUCAUUCCCUCCUGCUCGGUCACACGCCACGCAGGCCAGCCUCUCGAUGCCUGCUCGUCACAACCAGCUGCCGCUGGUUAUUCGGUCUCGCCGUGCGGCCCGGCUGUGAUGCGAUGCGUGCCAGUAGUACGCGGUUUGUUGUCCUCAGCGGUAGUUCGGGUUCGGCGGGUCCGGCGUCAAACAAACAAACGAACUCAAGAGCAACAGCGAAAAAAAAGCGCGCGCGCGUGGUAUCGCUUUUUCGGCCGUUUCUCGCGGGACUUCAUUAUGGGGUGGUGGUCCGUGGUGUGGUGGGUGUUGUGAUCGCAAAAACCUACCCCACUCCGUUUGCAUUUCCCAGCGUGUACUGCUGCCUUCUCUCCUAAGCGUCCCUUAGCCUUACCUAAGGCGUCGGUAACUUCGUGAUCGUGUUUUCUCGCUAUACCGUUACUGCACACAGCGAGGAAGAUGUUGAGUGCUACAGCUUGAGGGCUCUGCAGUGGUGCUGUGACUUUUGUGACCAACUCCGCCAGUGAUGACGUGUGAAUCGUAGUGAGCCCAUCUGCACUGGUGGUACGAGUGAACUUGGUUUGAACGCAAGCGGCAGUUAAUUAUCGCUAUCGCUUCAAUUAACCCAAACCAAUAACACCUGUGUCGGACUCGUGUUGAGCGGGCGAUAUCUUCGGGCAGUCCCGCACCGAACCGGUACGUUCAGCAUGCCCGGCCUAGUGCCGGGGCCAUGGCAACGAGCAGUGUGCAGCCUACCUGAUUCACCGACGCCAACCCAACAAUUGGCCAGAGACUAUGUGCGACUAUGGUACCCUCUGCACCGGUGGCAUCGAGCGUUGUCGGUCGUUUGUGUGCAGCGGUCCACCGAUACAGAGCGACUACCGAGGGCGAGUGUCAACGGCUGCGCGCGCCUGCUGUGGAUGCGCACCGAACGACCAGUCCGAGUGUCCAGUCUAGGUUACGCGUGCGUAGACAGUGUUGCCGAGCGCUAGAAUUAAGCCCAUAGAAUCCCCCCCCCCCCCUCACUCUCCUUGUACGAACUGAGCAAAUAACGCACCACAGCUAGUGUACUGUAACGCCCUCGGCUAGCCUACCAAAGAAGCAGGAUGUCCUUCUCGUCGAACGAUACGAUGCGGCCGCUGGCACUGCAGCGCUCACACUCGCUGCCCCACCUGAUGAACUCCCGGGAAGAUUCCGGUGUGGCGCUGAGUGCCAGCGGUUCCUGCAGCGGACUCAACAAUCUCGGCUACGGUUCGGACGCCGGGUCGUCCGGCCGGCGGCACCGGCACCAUCACCACCACCACCAUCAUCGCCAUCACGAUCUGAAGAUACCGUACGGGGCGCGGCUCGUCGCCGAUCUCCGGCAGCUGAUAACGCUCAAGCAGCACUACUAUCCGGAAGGUGGCUGGGGCUGGCUCGUCACCUACAUCGGCAUCAUCAUCAACUGUAUCGCACACGGGCUGCAGCUGUCCGCCGGCGUAUUCCUACUCCAGACGGCACACAUUUUCCCCCACCUUACCGUUGCCGCAGACAUCUCGGCCAACCAUUUCUGGCUUUCUAUGACUGUAUUUUACCCGAAUCAGGCUUGAUGGGAUUCCU
Anopheles stephensi (Asian malaria mosquito) is the source of this 1928-nucleotide messenger RNA. RefSeq names its product lysine-specific demethylase 7A-like. Bases 1436 to 1918 code for a protein of 160 amino acids. The record is from RefSeq and is a predicted model, not a curated record. Lineage: Eukaryota; Metazoa; Arthropoda; Insecta; Diptera; Culicidae. The transcript is spliced from 3 exons.